Vitis riparia (riverbank grape) is the source of this 1815-nucleotide messenger RNA. RefSeq lists its product as uncharacterized. The coding region runs from base 84 to 1637 and encodes 517 amino acids. The transcript has 2 exons. NCBI's taxonomy places the organism in Eukaryota, Viridiplantae, Streptophyta, Magnoliopsida, Vitales, Vitaceae. The record is from RefSeq and is a predicted model, not a curated record.
UAGGCCACUGUCAUAUAAAACCCUCUAAGAGAAACACACCCAUUUCUCCCUUUGGAGAAGAGAGUGAAAAACGGAGAGAGAAAAUGGCAGUGGGGAUAAAGGGAAACACCGGUGGCGGAGGCAGCGGCAGGGGAAGGUCGUAUGGGUUGAUGUUGAUUCUGGCGUUCGGGGCUGCUGUUUUGGGGGUGAUGGUGAUCCACAAGCUCAGAGACAGGCGCAUCUUCAACCUCCUUGUUAAAGAGAAGGACCGUCAGCUCAUUUCCCUUCAGCUCCUCUUACAGAAAGAAAGGGAAUCCACCAAAGAAGAGAGAAGGAAGAUUGAGGAGCUGAAGGUAAAGAUAUUGUACCUUAAAAGCCAGAAUAUGGAGCUUCACAGCAGGGUCAUGGAGAUGCAGUCUACGAUUGCUUCCCUAAGGGAUGAACAUAAGACCUUGGAAAUAGCAUUCGAUGAGAAGCAGACUGAGAUCAAAAUGUUGCAAGAGAGGGAGACAGAUUCAAUUAAAGAAAAUCCAGAAGCAAUAGCUCUAAAGGAGAUCCUGAAGAAGAGGGAAGCUGAAAUAGAGGAUUUGAAGCACCAUCUUGACCCAUCAAACCCACCUGUUAAUUUAACAGCGAGGGAAAAUAUGGGAUGGGAGGAUAAAACUAAAGCCCGAGAAGGUAAAGAACAGAAUGAACAUUUGCAUGAAGCUGACAGUAAUGGAAAUGGUCAGAAAUUAACAGGAGGAGAUGGUUCAGAGAAUGGAGUGGGAGUUAAUUUGCAGAAAGAAAUGACAGGAGAAGCAAAGUUCCAGAAGUUUGAGAAUACUCAAGAUGGUGUUGCCGGAGGCAUCACUGGUGAAAAAAGCAUCAAUGCGGACCAAGGAAAUAAAAAUAAACAUUCUCAAGAUGAGCUGGACUUUGGCACCAGAGAGGAAAAGGCAGAUCCAAAUGCAACUGAGGCAAUUUUUAAAAGCGAAGUUGGGAAAACCAUUGAUGAAGAUGGUAACAAAAAAGUAAUGGAUAAUAAAGAACAUGGCAUUGUUAGGAAUGGGCACCUGGAAAAACAUGAAAAUUCUCACGAUGGUGAGGGUCAGAAACGUGGCAUGAUUUCUAAAGGAGUGAAGAUGGAAAUGCCAGGAAGCUCUAUGAAUGGUGCAGGUUCUGGCAUUGGAGGGAAACAUGGGCAUGCAGGCAAAACAAAGGAAAAGAGAUGGAGAAUUCUCACUAAAAGUAGGGGGGUUGAGAACAAUGGGAAUUCUGAAAAUAGUAGAGCUGCAACCACAAGGAGAAGAAGAUUUUCUAAAGAUAAGAGGGGCAACAUUCCUAGUACUCCAGAUGUAGCUGUUCCUACAAGCAGAAUCAGUAGUGAAGCUGGUAACAUUACAGGCAGUGCCAGGAAACUGGGAAAGGAAGUUGGGGAAGACAGAACAAGGGAAGGUGGUGACAUCCAACAAGAAACAGGCACCAGGGAUUUCCAUGAAGCAGCAGAGAAUACCGAGCAGGCAAAGGUUGCUGAAGCGGACAAAGAACAAGAAGACCUGGGGAUUGCAGAUAUUCAUCAACAGGAAACAAAAGCGGCUAAUGGUGAUACCUUCGGAGACGAUUUUGAAAACAAUAAAGAAGGUUACAAAGAUGAAACAGAUGAACCUGAGUUUUAGCUGACUAACCAAUUCUAUAAGGUUUUCUUGCUGAUGACCCAUUGGGUACCUGUAUGCUUCUUAAAACUGUUUACAAGUUGUCGAUGCUUUUUGCUCAGUGUUUAUACAACAAAAUGGGUCAGGCUCUUUUCGUAAGGAAAUAACAAGAAACCUGAAAAAGAAGCCUAUUGUUACCUAA